Messenger RNA from Neopelma chrysocephalum (saffron-crested tyrant-manakin), 1828 nucleotides. RefSeq names its product toll-like receptor 1. NCBI's taxonomy places the organism in Eukaryota, Metazoa, Chordata, Aves, Passeriformes, Pipridae. The record is from RefSeq and is a predicted model, not a curated record. The annotation marks the transcript as partial. The transcript has 2 exons.
AGAUCACCCUGUCCCCGGUGCAGAAUCCAGCACUUGCCCUUGUUAACCUUCAUAUGGCUGGUGAUUGCCCAUCUCUCUAAUUUGUUGAGGUCUCUCUGCAGGGCCUAUCUGCCCUCGAGGGAGUUGACAACUCCUCCCAAGUAACUUAGUGUCAUCAGCAAACAGUAUUCUUCUGAGUCCUGCAUCCAGGUCAUUAAUGAAGAUGUUGAAGAGAACAGGACCUAAGAUGGAGCCCUGCUGAAACCCACUAGUGACAGGUUGCCAGCCUGAUGUUACUCCAUAUUGACUAUAACCCUUUGUGCCCAACCCCUUAGCCAGUUGCAGUUAUCCAAAUGUGUGCUAGAUAAUUUGUUAUGGCCAAACUGAUAAUGUUCAUACUGGGGCAUUUUAAGUUUCAAUGAGUCUAGUCACUGAGCUGGCAUCAAAAAUUAUUGUAUCCUUUUUAGAAAGUUUAAUCCUUCCUCAAAGUGAGCACCUACUGAUGCAUGGGUUUGCAGAAUUAAACAACUGAGAUUUAGCUUUUCAGAUGCUGCUUUCCACCCUCGUUAUCACUGUCUUUACAGGAAAUGCCUCUGACAGAAGCUGGGCGGUACGUGCACACAUUUCCAGUCAGUUGGUGUCGACACUGGGUGCCUGCAGCCACCAAAGAAAUACUGGAUUGAGCAAAGGGUUUGCAGGCUCUUGCCCAACAACCUGUGGUUUUUGUCUCUGUAGUUCCUCAUACCUCUUCCUCUUUUUACCACUUUAUGUUAAGGCGAAGCAUGCCCUUUAAGAUGAUAAAAAGUUCCACAAUUUAUUGUAACAUCAUUUUUGUCAGUAGUCUGCCAAAGAAAGAAAUUACUGUUGCCACAGGAGGCAAAAUAACAUGUUGUGAAUCACUGAGGAGAGCUACUGUAGGAGGCCACAAAAUAAAGCCACAGUUCUCAGAAGCGUGCAUUACAAAUACCUAUCAUGAUGUGUGACUUACACGCUUAUCAGGAAAAAGUCUCUGAAGUUUCUCAUUAAGGAUUACACCAAAGAUGGACAGAUAGAAAAGUUUUGAACAUCUCCAAGGAAAACAAAAAGCAGUAUGUCAGAAAAUACGAGCUCUCUUAGAAACUUUUUUGUUUACAAGUAUCUGUUUGCAUUAACUUUUUGGAACCAUGUCAACCUGUCUAUGGAAAAUGAACUUCUUACACCUGUUUCUAACAGUUUUCCAGAAGAUAGUUCUGACCAAAAAUUCAAGAGCCUGCCACUCUUAUAUACAAAUACAUAUCAGUCCAAAUCUAGUUCUGACUGGGUUGUGAUACAAAAUACUACAGAAAGCCUGUCGUUGUCAGAAAUCACAAAUAACCAUGUAAAAAAAUUGGUAGCUUUAUUAUCUAAUUUCAGACAAGGCUCUGGGUUACAAAAUCUGACACUGACAAAUGUGUCGGUGAACUGGAGUGCUCUUAUGGAAAUUUUUCAGACUGUAUGGCAUUCAUCCAUUGAAUACUUCAAUGUUAGCAAUGUCACUCAACUGUCGCACAUACAAAGCUAUGACUUUGACUAUUCAGGUACCUCUAUGAAGGCACUGAUAGUGAAGAAAAUUAAAAUCACAGAUCUGUACUUCACACAGGAUGACAUAUACAGAAUAUUUGCAGACAUGAAUAUUGCAGACAUGACAAUAGCUGAAUCAGAGAUGAUUCAUAUGCUUUGUCCUUCAUCUGUUAGUCCCUUUAGACACCUAAAUUUUUCAAAGAAUGAUUUAACAGACUUCCUUUUUCAAAAAUGUGACCACCUAAUUCAACUGGAGACAUUAAUCUUGCAAUGGAAUAAAUUUGAGAGCCUUCUCAAGGUAAGCUUCAUG